Molecule: messenger RNA, 1005 nt
Organism: Colletotrichum higginsianum IMI 349063
Lineage: Eukaryota; Fungi; Ascomycota; Sordariomycetes; Glomerellales; Glomerellaceae
Product: Short-chain dehydrogenase
Exons: 1
Coding region: 1-1005 (334 amino acids)
Source: RefSeq, a predicted model, not a curated record
AUGGCUCCCGCCUACAACCAAGAGACCAGAGCGAGCGAGCUGGUGCCGCUUUACGCUCCAUACAUCGCGGGCAAGACCAUCCUCGUCACGGGGGUCUCGCCAGGCAGCAUCGGCGACUCUUUCGUCAAGCAAGUUGCCGUCGCCAAGCCAGCCGUGUUCGUUCUCGCCGGCCGCUCACCAUCCAAGUUCCAGAGGUUGGUCAACGACCUUGCCACGGAACACCCCGAGAUCAAGGUCAAGUCACUCGUGCUCGACCUCGCCUCCUUUGCCAACGUCCGCAAGGCCGCCGAGGAAGUCAACACAUGGGCCGACGUCCCACAGAUCGACGUCCUCGUCAACAACGCCGGCAUCAUGGCCGGCUCGUACAAGCUGACGGAAGACGGCUUCGAGAGCCAGUUCCAGACGAACCACCUCGGGCACUUCCUCUUCACGAACCUCAUCAUGCCAAAAGUCCGAGCCUCGGCGUCGCCGCGCAUCGUCAAUGUCAGCAGCAGCGCCCACAGACUGCAUCACGUGCGCUGGACGGACUACAACUUCAACGAGGGGAAGCACUACGAGAAGUGGAUGGGGUACGGGCAGUCCAAAACGGCCAACAGUCUCUUCUCCGUCGCGCUCGCCGAGAGGCUGGGCGACCACACCGCCCAAAACGGCCUGACAGCGUUCAGUCUGUGCCCGGGCUACGUGCCCACGAACCUCGGGGCGCACGAGGCGCACGACUUCCCCGCGUUCCUCGAGGACCUGCGCAAGGCGGAUGUGCUGGCGGGCUCAAAGUACAUGUGGGGGUUGGGACAUAUCAAGGCCAAAGACCUGGACCUGGGCGUGGCCACGCACGUGUUUGCGGCGUUUGCGCCGGAGCUGAGGGAGAACAACGGGGAGUACCUGACGGACUGUCACAUCGCGGACCCGUGGAAGGAGGAGGUGUUCUCCUGGGCGCGGAGCAAGGUUGACGCGGAGAUGCUCUGGGCGUUGAGCGAGAAGCUUGUUGGGCAGGAGUUCAGGUAUUGA